CACGAGCGUUGCUGCCAUGGCGACGGCCGUGUCCGCGAGGGAGGGGAAGGACGCCCGUUAAACGGCCGCCGAUUGAUUGACUGCUGCUGGCGGGACCCCGCAGUGAGUCAUCGUCCCUGAGCCAUGGCUUUACGGAAGGGGCCCCUGCUGUCGGUGCAGCUGACCGCCAACAAACUCCAGAGCCAGAUUGAUGCCUUGUUGAAGGAAGUUAAACAGCCUGAAAAAAGAGAGAAAGUUUAUGAGAGGUGUAUCCUACUAAAGAAUUCAGUGGAUGAAACCUUGGAGACAUUACACAAGUUGAAAAAAACAAAUGAACUUUCUCUUAUAAGUAAUUAUGAUCAACGGAAGCGAAACGAAGAGAGACGGCUGAAGGGCAUGUCAGAACUACUUCAAGAAGUUGCUCGGAGACUAAAUAAAGAGCUUGCCAAACAGAAAAUGGAUGAAACUGACAAGAAGGUAAAGAGCCAGGCUACAGUAGUGAAGAGGGAAACUGUGAAAGGUGUUGAUGGUGGUGGUGAUGAUGAAGAUGAUGAUGAAGAUGAAGAAAAUGACGAUGGAGAGGAAUUUGAUGGACAAGAUGGUGUUGAACUAUUCAUUACAAUCAGUGACUUUGAAGCUCAAGAGGAAUGGGAUCUGGCAUUUAAGAAAGGUGAAGUUUUAAGAAUCCUCGAUCAAAAACCUGAUGGCUGGUGGCUCGCAGAAAAUUCUCAAGGGGAGGAAGGUUUGGUCCCUAAAACUUACUUGCAGGUGCACAAACAGAGUCGUAAGACAUCACCAAGUGUCGCAGUCGAGAGUAGUGAUGAAGAUGAUGAUGAUGAUGAUGAUGAUGAUGAAGAAGAAGACGAUGAUGAUGAUGAAGAAAAUGAAGAAGAGUUGGGAAACAAGCCACAACAUGUUAAACAAGUAUUUGAAGCACCCAGUGGAAAAUCACAAUUACACAGGAUUGCUGUCAAAAAAAUUGUUUCAGAGAUUAAUGCCACAGAAGGACUAAUGACAAUGGGAAACAUUCCAGAAGGAUUCAGAGCAUCAACACUUGCACAGCUUUUAGCAAAUGGAAAUGAAUUCCACAUGAGUUACUAUUUGCAGCCUAAGUUAACCCAGUCCAAAUUAUACUUUAAAGAUCUUCACUGGGACAGAGUACAUGGUGGUCUCCAUCCAGUGAAGACGCACAUAUCACAUAUGUUUACGUUAUGGAGCUGUAGAAUGGUUCCUUUACCUGGGUCUGCUGUGCAGGUGCUAAGCAGGCAGGUUCGUUUCUGCCUUUUUGAUGGCCAAAAGGUUCUCAGCAACAUACAUACAAUCAGAGCAACGUGGCAACCAAAGAAUCCCAAAACAUGGAGUUUUUCUCCAAGAGUUACUGGCAUACUUCCUAGCCUGGUGGACGGUGAUUGUUUUGUUCGGUCGAAUUUCCAGUCUCCAAAUAUUGGUAUUCUGUUUGAGCUAGGUGUUACCUAUAUUCGUACUGCAACUGGACACCAAGGGGAGUUAAGUUGUGGAUGGGCUUUUCUGCAACUGUUUACUGCUAAUGGAGAUGCUGUUCCUCACAGGACCUAUGAAAUUAUAUUGAAUGGUGGAACACCUUAUGAAAAAGGUUUAGAAGUGGAUCCAACCAUUUCCAAGAGAGCUACUUUUUUUCAACAUUUGAUGGUGUCCAGAAAACAACCUAAGCUGCUGGUGAAGCUGAGGUCACCAACUAGACAAAUGAGAGCUAUUCUGAACUUACUUCCAGAAACUCUAGUUGGCCCAAAUUGCUACAUCCACCUACUGGCAUUUUAUCGACAGUUGCUUGCUGAUACACUUCAUAAAGACAGACUUAAUAUGCAAAAAGCUGCAGAUAACUUCUCAUUUAACCAUGAUAUACUCCAGCUUCCAAGAUACUGUGAACAGACUUGCAGAAAACCCAUGAUGUGGUUGUAUAUGACCUGCACUUUCAGGGAGUGGAAGGAUUUCCUGUAUACAAAAGUGUCAGAUCUCAUCUGUAACCCAGUGCUGGCGACGUUUCCGAAACUGCUGGAACAAACUGACAUUUUAGAUGCUCUUAGGAGUGCAUGGUCUGAAAAGGAAGCAACUCUCAGCUGGCCUAUGAAGAGGGAUGCAACAUUUCUGAAGAAUUUAUUUGUCCAAGUGUACCAUGACAGUGCAUAUCCUCUUCUUCAUUCCACCAUGUUACCAGCAAACAAAUGGACCGAUGAUGAAGUUGAAAUAAGCCGCUGGAAGGCCAUUGCUAACUUUUUACAAGAAAGUCAAGAAAAAAAUGGAUCCCUGUACAGCCUGCUUUCUCCAGAACAUGCUUAUCAAGUUUUUGAUAUUGCAGAGAUAAGCUAUGAUUUCCUGGGAAUGGGUAGAAACGCUGUUCCUGUAAACUGACUCUCGAAUUUGAUAUUAAAGGGGAAUAGUUUCACAAUGUUUUGAUGAACUUUACAAAUUUAUUAGAUUACAUGCAAGUGGCAUGAGGCUUUAUUAGUCUUCAGAAUUAUGAUAUUGUUGAAGGUUAUUUUUUGAAGGCCUCUUACAUCUCAACUAGUGGUGGUUUGUCAGUAUUUUCGUGCCAGAAUCCUUCAAAUAACUCCUUUUCAAGGAUUUAAUACUGCAUUUAUUUCACAGCUGUUUGUCAUAGACUUAAACUCAUGACCUUAGAAUUGCUUUUGCAUUAAAACUGUAUCUGUCCAAAUAUUUGUACCUUUACAGUUACCCAACUGUAGCUCAAUCAAUAUGUUGUGCUAAUCAUACAGAAUACUCACUCGAUGUUCUUAUUGAGACCUAUAUAUAGAUUAAAUUAUUGCAUUCGUCAAAAAAGAAUGUCAAAAUAGCCAAGCUAAGCACGUUUUGUUUUAAAGGGCCAGUGGCUUAUAAUACCUGAAUACAUCAAAUAAUUUACCAUGCGAGUCCAGUAGCUUUACUACGGUUCAUUGGAUCUUAUGUUACAUUUUCUAAGAAAUUCCUGAUGGUGACCCUUUGAAAAGUACAUUCCAGUUAGCAACUAUAAUAUAUUUGAUUGCUACUUCUUACAGCCUUAAUUGAUUGGAUCGAUUCAUGUACAAAACCUUUUAUUAAAUGUACUUUUUCAGUGAGAGGAAAUUAUGUUAUUUGUAGGUGAAUUUCGUGAUGUUGGUAACGUGUUAACAUAUUAGCUAAUAGCUAAAAGUCUUAUGCUUAAAAGUGAUGACUUAUUUUCAGUUAAAUGAAACUGACUCAAAUCAUGGACUUGAAGGGUGGUUUGUAAAUGUGUACAUAACUCAAUUAUUAAUUAAAUUCAAGAUGAGCAAAAUUUCAGGAUGAGAUUUUUCAAAAGUUGAGAUUUAAUCAAGAAAUAUGUGACUGAUUACUGGAGCAAAACCCAACGAAUUGGGAGCAGAAGUAGGUCAUUUGGCCCUUUAAUCUCUCCACCAUUCAGUAUGAUUACCUAUUUGAGGCCACCUAUUUCAGUUCUGAAUUCCAGAUAUUGAAUUUAUUCAAGACUGCAUUAGAUAGAUUUUUGAUCUGCAAGAGAGUGAAGAGUUAAGGGAAUUGUUUCAGAUUUGUGCUGUGAUCAGCCAUAAUCUUAUAGAAUGGUGGAGUAGGCAUGAAGGGCUGAAUAGCCUUCCUCUGCUCCUAAUUCUUAUGAGCUUACUUGGUCCUAGGGUUUACAUUACUAGUGUAGAUUUGAUGCCCCCAGGAUUAAAAUAUAAAACCAUGGCAAACUGAAUUGAAGUUAACAACAACAUUACGGGGACAAGAAUUUCUUCUGACCUUGAGUAGGAUGGCAAACUUAAGGGUAUGAAGUGGGUUUAAGAUUGGGCACCAUGCCAGCAGCUCUGUUACAUCAGUGCUCAUCUGCCAGCUCACUUAUGGACUUUUAGAAUUUCCUCCUGCUGCCUCUUGAGAGUUUAUCUGCAGCUCCUUGUUGCUGGCUCAUCAGUUAAAUCCUGUUUGGAACAACGUGGCUGCUUUCUGGGCAACCAUGCCCAUUCAAGAACCCCAAAGGUAUUACCAUCCACAUUCUCUCUGCUCCUACAGAUAGCACAGACUGGCUAUUGGAAGCCUGCAAGUCUGAUUGAUCCCUUUGAUUUCUGCAAGGCCUUCCCUACUGCCAUUUUGGGACCUGUUACAACCUAAUGAUUGGUAGUGCUUGUGAUUACAAUGACUUCCCUUUUGCUGUUGUAACAUAGGUUGGAUUCUCUGACUUAUUGGGAAGUUGAUCUAGACUUUGCAUAUUAUUUUGCUGUAAUAACUCCUUUUUCCCUAAACAGCAAGAAUAACUUGCCUUUAUUAAUUAAUUAUGUUUAACCACAUGAGAUAAAGGAACAGAAGUAGACCAUUCAGUCCAAUGAGCCUACUCUGCCAUUUGAUGAGACCAUGGCUGACCUGCUUAUCCUCAACUCCUCUCAACCCUAAAUAUGAAAUUUAUCCAUCCCAUAAUCAAGUUCAGCGACAGAAACUGAUGCAUUAGUCAAUAGUAAAAUGGAAGUGUGUGAUAAAUAUGUUCUCAGAGAUGGGUCUAGUACAAGCAGUACGGACUAUUGGAAAGGAAUAUGUGUCAGGAAACAGAUCUAGGUAGACAGAAAUAGUUAGCAGAAUGUGGGUGGUGGGGAUAAUGGUUGUGGUAUCUGGAGCAUUGCACAAUUUUGAAAUAAAAGUAAAUGAUUUUCCUA
Messenger RNA from Stegostoma tigrinum, 4631 nucleotides. It is a transcript of the gene nphp1, whose product is annotated as nephronophthisis 1. Gene Ontology annotation, cellular component: cilium; cytoplasm. Gene Ontology annotation, biological process: protein localization involved in establishment of planar polarity. NCBI's taxonomy places the organism in Eukaryota, Metazoa, Chordata, Chondrichthyes, Orectolobiformes, Stegostomatidae. The record is from RefSeq and is a predicted model, not a curated record. The transcript is spliced from 21 exons. The coding region runs from base 124 to 2367 and encodes 747 amino acids. Gene Ontology annotation, molecular function: protein binding.